CCAGCUCCCAGCAAGUUUAGCUCCCGGCCAAGCAACCAGCCCUGCGCUGACGAGGUCGCAACAGCUCGCGUGCCCCUCCAAGACCCUCGACAUUUUGAACUUCAACACCUAGUAACGUUCGUGGUGAUCGGCAUCGUCACUUUCACAACCUCGAGAAACCAUGGCGACCUCCGAAAAGGGUCAAAGGCGCGACAAGCUUGAGGGCCAGAUCGACAAGCAGCUCGACAAGCUUCCCAUUGACAAGGAGAGGCUCAAGCGGGAGUUCGACCUCUCCCACUUCGACCUGAACCAAAUCCUGCGUGGCAUUCAGUUGACACUGGUUGGAGCUCAACGAGCCCUUCAAAACCCUGCCUUGUUCACGUCGGACCACUACCGACAAGCCGGCAUUGCUGUCUUGAGUGGCCUUGCCAUCCGUCUCGUCAUCUCCAUUCCCAUCAUCGGUGUCAGAGUCUUUCUCUGGAUUCUGUCCUUCUUCUUGAGCCUGGACCAUGUCACUUGGGACGACCAGCUUGUUGGUGGCCUCAACUUCAUCGAGGAAUAUGUUUUGCAGGUCCCGUUCUUCCUCAUGGCGCUGAUGCGCUACGUCACCCCGACGCUCGACAACAUGUUUAUGGACUCGCUGAACUGGGUUGACAAGACGUACGUCCAGAAACACAAGCAUGAAGACCCGACCAAGCUUCGAGAUAUGUACUAUCCCAACCUCAAGAUGUACAAGGUCAGCGACGGCAGCACCCACACGACUAGCACGGCCGAAGCCAUCAGCAUGUUCCUGUACCGCUUCGCUCGGAAGGGUGCCAUCUCCCUCGCCGUAUUCGCCUUGUCGUACCUACCCAUCGUCGGUAGAUUCGUGCUGCCCGCAGCCAGUUUCUACACCUUCAAUAAUGCCGUUGGAUUGGGUCCUGCGUCUGUCAUCUUUGGAACAGGCAUCUUCUUGCCCAAGCGGUACAUCGUCAUCUUCCUGCAGAGUUACUUUGCGUCGAGGAGUUUGAUGAGAGAGCUGCUAGAGCCGUACUUCUCUCGUGUGCACUUUACCAAGGAGCAGAAGAGAAACUGGUUCCGGAACCGCGAGGGGCUGCUGUUCGGUUUCGCCAUCGGGUUCUACACACUGAUUAAGAUCCCGCUCGUUGGUGUCUUGAUUUACGGUAUCGCAGAGGCCUCAACGGCGUACCUGAUUACCAAGAUUACCGAUCCUCCCCCGCCUCCCGCCGAGAAGGCUGCUUUCGCCGCGAGCCAGCAGGAGUGGACGAACAAGCACGAAUUCCUCAACCUCUCCCUCGGCGAUAUUGAUGCCAUUCACCUCAAGUCGCGGCCGGCCAACCCGACAGGUGAUGCUCAAAAGCACGAGUAGGCAAAUGGCAAGGGAACGGCAAGGGUGUCUGUUCAUCUGUCGCUUCUCGGGGUUCGCUAUCCGUAGGCUUAACUCAAUCGCGUGAAUCCAGACAUGCCGGGAUAGGGUGACAUUCUGCGGACAUUUGCAAUGCUCUUUUCUGCAACAGUACGGGUGAAGGGGACCGACAAGGCGUAAACGACAGAUGCCGAGAUAGCCAACCCCCGGAUUCCAAUCAAUUACGUUUUAUGAUAGGAGCAGCCAUGCGACAUGAGAUCACCACGCCGUCUUAUCGAUUGGUUUUUGGAGACUGGCCGACGGGCGGAGCCAAUGCGGGGGUUGCCAGACACAAGCCUCUUACGGUAUCGGGCAAAAGCUCUUAUCAGCCCGCACCCAGCUCCGCACUUGCAACUCCCCAGCAGCCACCACCACUCUCACACACUACAGUUGGGGAUAAUCCCAUGCUCGGGAUAGAUAGCCAGACGAGGCAGGAGUGAAAGGCGUCUCAUUCGCUGGGUGAGAUAGUUCCGAGGAGCUCAGGGCGGGGUAGUUUGGAGACGUUGGCGUGGAUGCAUGUAUAUCUACUACACUAGAAAGCAGAGCGACCUGUCCUGGCACUCAAUCUCAUAACGAC
This is a messenger RNA of Colletotrichum scovillei, 1961 nucleotides long. RefSeq names its product transmembrane protein UsgS. The transcript is spliced from 4 exons. NCBI's taxonomy places the organism in Eukaryota, Fungi, Ascomycota, Sordariomycetes, Glomerellales, Glomerellaceae. Bases 161 to 1348 code for a protein of 395 amino acids. The record is from RefSeq and is a predicted model, not a curated record.